ACUCUCUUUCUUUUCUGUAGGUUGCGAGAUUUGAGUGGGAAUUGGUGUUUAUAUGUGCGAAAGUAGUGGAUUUUAGGUAGUUUCAAAUUAUUGCAGAAGUUUUAUUAAAGAAUUUUCUAUGCACAAGGAUGACAGUGUAGCCGCUAUAGGCAAAUUAAUCGAUGUGAAAGUUGUGAACAUUCAAGUAUCUUUGUGCAUGUGUUAAGUUAGCAGAGCGGCGAGGCCGUGUUUUUCUCUUUUUGCGGCGACGCGCUCAUUCUUAUCACUCAUCAGGUUUUGCGUGUAUUUAUCUCCAUUUGAACAGUGACAGGAUAUGCUCUUUUAUCUUUCUUUAUCUUUUGGUAAAAGAACAAAAAGACGAGAAGGCAGCAUGUCAAAAUUUAAAUGCGUAAGGUAAAAAGUCAUCACCACAUGUUUUGCUCUUCAUAUCAUGAUAGGCUAAUCGUUCUAUCACGAAAAAAGUGUGAGAUUAAAAAACACAAGCACAACAAUUUCAAUUCUCUCAAUAUAAUUAAUACAACUUGUUUACAGCAUUACCUGAUGAUAAAAUUCCCCACCCACCAAGAUUCAAUUAUUCUCAGAAAAUUACCUGACAAUUCAUAGCUAUAACCAGCAAUUAAACAUAAAUUGGGUAUAUAAACAAUGAAUUAAUAAUUACUCAUUAGAUCAAUGCAGCUGAAUAUUUGUCCCACAAAAUGGAAAGAAAUUUUUUUUCCUAUUCUCACUCGCUCUGUAAUGUCAGAAAAUUUCCCCAAUAUAUACUAUGAUAUAUAAACUUAAAGCAUAGAACCAAUUAUUGUUAUUAUGAAAAUUGUUUUUUUAUGACUGAAAAUAUAUUCGAACAAACGAAAAAAAUACUUAUGAUAUUCAUUGCUGGCUAUUAUAUUAUUCGUCAUACGUCCAAAGAAAGGGGAAAUUCAAAUUUGGGAAUAUCGGGCUGCCUGUCUUUCAUUUUUUAAAGAGAAACUGUCCAUAUAUAUUUUUAAAAAGUCCCAGUUUAAAAAAUUGACAACGUGUGUAAUGCUAUUCUUGCACUCAAUUUCUUCUUGCUUUAAGACUCGAAUAGACGAUAUGGCUGACCAUAUUGUUUGGUGUGGUGUGAUAUUACCACCACAUGCUUUAAUCUGGUAGCAAAAAUGAUUGCCACGAGCACCCAGCCAGGAAUGUUUCCAGUUGUGUCCGCAAGUAAUCCAAUGACUCUGGUUCAUACUCUUCCAGCACCUGGUUCGACUACGGUGUCUGCACAAUCGUUAAAUACAAUGCCAUCAACAUCUGGCCUAGAAGUUUCACCAGUAGAAAUAAGGGAACCGGUCAUUGGUUUGGAUGGAAAAAAGACUUAUCACUGUACAUAUUGUUCUAAAAGUUUCGGAUCUCGGUACAAUGUUACAAGGCACGAAAAAGGCUGCAAAAUGGCACCUCCUGGGAGUGGUGGAAAUCAACCAGAUGCAGAACCAAUUCUUUGUCCCAAUUGUGGAAAACAUUUUCAAACUCAUGAUGGGAUGACGAGACAUUUAAAAAAGAAAUGCAAGAUGACAACGGGAUAUGUUGAAAACUCUUCUCCUCGUUGGACAGGAAAGAAAAUUCAUAUGUGUAAAUAUUGUGGAAAGCAAUUCAGCACAAAAUGGAAUGCAAUACGACAUGAAAAUCUUUUUCACACAACUGAUGAACCAGUAAUGACAUCAUUAAUGGUUGUUGCUUUGCCUCAGUCCUCUCAGCCGCAGUAUACUCCUCGGAAACCAGAAAGGUUUUGCCGAUUUUGCGGCAAUUAUUUCAGCACAAAGUACAACGCGAUACGACAUGAACGAAUUUGCACGAGGAUCAGCUCUCAGACAUCUCUUGAUCAACCAGCAAUAAUGAAUCAAACUCCACUCAAUCAGAGUCCUAAUCAGACGUCGACUGAGACGAAAUCCACUGUUGUUGCACAGCUCGUUUCAUCACAGAUUACCACAGUUCAACAGAUUCAACAACCUCCACAGCAACAACAACCCCCACAGCAACAACAACCACCGAUCAUUUCCCAACAACAGCAACAACAAACUAUUCAGCAGCAACAAACACAACAAGUGCAGCAACUCGCACGACAGGUUGCCCUGCAACAACAUAGACAACAACAACAACAACAGCAGCAGCAGCAACAACAACAGCAGCAAAAGCAGCAAGUCACACAGCAGAUUCAAAGAAUCCAGGUACAAAUUCAACAACAGCAACAGGUACAACAACAACAGCAGCAACAACAACAACAUCGACUUCAACAACAGCAGCAGCAAGAAGUACAGCAACAGCAGCAAAAUCACCAACACCAUCAACAUCAGAUGAUCGUGCAGCAACAAAGUCAACCUCAACAACAACAACAAGCUAUUGUUCAUCAGCAACAACAGCAUCAGCAGCAACAACAACAAACGCAGCCACAGCAAGUUCAAAUCACACCACAACAAGUUGUUUUUAUUGCUCCUUAUCACGUUUGCAAGUUCUGUAACAAGCAGAUGGAUACAAAAUGCGAUCCUACGCCAGUAUUACGAGAGGAAUUGCAAAACGGGACAAUUAACGCUUCAUCCUUGCAAGCAGCGUCACUUCAAGUCCAAGCCCCAAUCACACCCACAUUAUUAGCUGGUGUCAGUUUGCCUACCAUGCUUGCCUCCCUACCGACUCAUAAUAUCACAAUUCCAAUUCAACCACAAACCCCGGUGCAACAACAGGAUCGGACUACGAACCAACAGCAGAUUAUCACGAGUCAACAGCUUCAGCAACAAAUUCAACCGCAACAAGUUCAGGUCCAGAUCCAGUCGAGACAAAUCCCACAACUUCCGCCAUCCCAAAUACACGUCGUUACUCAACCACAACAACAACAACAGCAGCAGCCACAAAUACAUAUUGUUUCUCAGGCACAGCCACUUCCACCACCACCCCAGCAACAGCAUCAGCCUUCAGCUCAAACCCCACAACAAGCCCCGACGACGCAAAGUCGAGUUUCACCAAUACAAAAUGCUGUGCAACAAAAACCUCAUGGCUGUAAGUUUUGUAACAAACAUUUCGCUACUAAAUGGUACCUCGAUCAACAUGAGAAAAUACAUACAGGACAGGCGGUCACAUGCAAUGUUUGCAAUAAAUCUUUUGUAACGAGAUGGCACUUAGAUAAGCAUGUCAGAGUACACAUGCCGGGGGGUAAAAAAGCUCCCAAAAGAGAUUCCGUACAAACUACUAUUGAUCCACGCUUCCGUGAUAAUAUUAUUACCAUUACAGAAGGGGGUGGUGGUGAAACCGUUCACCAGACUAAUUUAAAUGGAGGUCGGGAAGAACUCGUUGUUGUACCGUUUAGUAUUUCCUCAGACAAUAGAAAUCAACUGCAACAGUUUAGUUUAGCACAAUUAUCACAAACAGAACAGGGGGAGAAAUGAGAAAAUAUGCUGCGAUAAGUGAGCCAUGCACAAGCCAAUGUAUUUUCUUUGGACUUUAUUCAGCAUAGAUCUAUAAAAAUGUUUAUUUAUGGCCUGAUAAUAAGUUUCUUUCGUUCUGAACUUUUGGGUUAGUUUUUUUGGUAUUUUCCAAAACCAAACAGUAUAUUUAUGAUAUAUUAAAUUAAAAGUGAUUAUGGUCAGCAGCCACCAGAUUUUGAAAGGUCGUUACAACACUGCAUUUUGCGACAGUAUUUAAUGCUUUUUCUUUACAUGUGUGAAAAAGGGACGAUACCAUUUGUAUCUCCCAAGUUGUGUGCGCUUGUUUUAGAAUUAGCAUUAUUUACACCUAUUGAAAACAUGUCAAAAUACCGUAUUUAUUUCAAGUACAGAAAAUGGUUUGUCCAAAUAGCUUCGAAUUCCAACUCAUAGUAUCCCUUAUGUUGCAAUCUUGGGUAGAGUACCUUACACACCCUGUCCAUUCAGAUGCAUUUGUGAAAUGCUAGGUUCUUAUAUUAAUCGUGAAUGCUAUAAUUUUAUUGUUUAAUUUUAUUAUUGCACUGGUUUUCAUAUAUUGUUCUUUCUAAAAGAAAGAAAAAUCGUGAUUUAUUUUUGCACAUUAAGUAUGAGUAUUAAAUUUUUCGUCAAAGUUCAUUUACAUAAACUUGUUAAGAAUCAAUUAUGAGGAGUCAUAUUAUCCAUAUAUGCGUCACAGUCACGCAAGCAAAGAUAUAUUGCACUAUUCAAUUUUGAACAAAUUUUUCAGUGUCAAAAAAUAUUGAUACUUCUGUUGAUACCAACUUUUAAUGACUGACUAAUUCCUUAACUUGUUACCUAUUUCCUGAACUGGGAUACUAGAAUAGCAACUGGGUGAGAGGGUGUGGACUACCAAAUCAUAAGCCACAUUUACCCUCUAUCAGCGAAAUACAAAAAUUCUCUUUAGCGCUACUUGUUUCAAAAUCACUCAAAAAAUAAUUUUUUCGAUUCCGGUUUGCUGAUUCCAAUUUGCCCAAAAGCCUAAAUGGUUUCUCUUAAAUUUAUAACCUGUUUUUUCCAUACCUUUCUCAUCGCUAAAAAGUUAUUUAUCUCAUGGUGCUCACAAAAGGAAUGUGUUUUGCCCACUUUGUUUGUCACUGUAAAAACAAUACAAGGCUAUAGCUUUGGUUCCAAGACUGCCAGAAAUAAUGUUUUUGCUUUAAUUUGUGAAUAUACUUUUCCAUCAUGUC
Molecule: messenger RNA, 4618 nt
Organism: Styela clava
Lineage: Eukaryota; Metazoa; Chordata; Ascidiacea; Stolidobranchia; Styelidae
Biological process (GO): regulation of gene expression
Cellular component (GO): nucleus
Source: RefSeq, a predicted model, not a curated record